Emericellopsis cladophorae is the source of this 1539-nucleotide messenger RNA. RefSeq names its product Man1-Src1p-C-terminal domain. Gene Ontology annotation, cellular component: nuclear inner membrane. The record is from RefSeq and is a predicted model, not a curated record. The coding region runs from base 1 to 1539 and encodes 512 amino acids. Gene Ontology annotation, molecular function: chromatin binding. The transcript is spliced from 4 exons. Lineage: Eukaryota; Fungi; Ascomycota; Sordariomycetes; Hypocreales; Bionectriaceae.
AUGGCCGACAUGGAAGACUACCUCCAGUCGGACUUCGACCCCAGCAAGGUCACCAUGCCUCGCUUGCGAUCGAUACUUGUCACCCACGACAUUGGGUUUCCCGCCACAGCCAAAAAGGCGCAGCUUGUGCAGCUUGUGAACGAACAGGUCAUGCCACAAGUUUCCAAGUUGCGCGCACAAAAGCUUCGCGCCAAACGGUCGAGCAUGGGCAUCGUGAAUGCUGGCAGCGCCGAAGACGUUGGGGACUGGGACGACUCGGUCAUCGAGCCUCCCGCGUCUGUUAGGAGAGGCAAGUCACCCCGGAAGUCGUCGACACGCGUCAAGAGCGAAGAAUAUGACGAAGCACACAUGGCGACGCCCCGAGUGACAUCCCGGCAGUCGCGUGCCUCGCGUUCUGUCAGUCGCGCACAAUCACACGCCGACGACUACGAAGCCCCGAAAUCUACAGCCAGCCGUCGCAUGAGCCGCCGGACAGUAACACCCUCUAUCAAAGAUGAAUCAGGGGACGACAACGAUAACCCCUUCUCUGAUGAUAACCCCUUCCAGAGUGGUGUUUCUCCCACUGGCACCGUUCAGAAAACACCUCGCAACAACUACAGGCGGCGCUUGAGUGCGAUUGAGGUGGCAAAGAGUGCGCAGUCAGCGCGCCACAGCACAGGCCAUCAAGCUGGGCUGUCGGUGUCCAAGACUAGAAGACAGCAGCAGACACCUCAGCCAGAGUUCGACGACACCGAGGACGAUAGCGACGACAUGGAGCCUGGCGAGGAGUUCACGCCUGACGCACAACUCGAGCUCGAGGCAGCUGCCAGCCAAGGUGAAGUGAUGCCACCGCGCAAGACUUCGAGAAUGCCUUUCCUGGAGCCUCAAUGCGAGCAAUGCCCGCCGCACGCCUAUUGCUACGAGAACUUCGAGACGCGCUGCGAGCAAGAUUUCAUUCUGCGUCUGCACCCGCUGUCGUUCGGCGGUCUGGUACCUCUGCCUCCGUCGUGCGAGCCUGACGGUGAGAAGGCACGCCGUGUGAAGGCUGUUGCCGACAAGGCCAUUGAGGAACUGCGUGACCGCCGGGCCAAGUUCGAGUGCGGUGAGCUCGUUGAUACCGCCGGGCACCAGCAAGACUCGCCGUCUAUUGACGAGGAGGAACUCAAGGAGACGGUGAGCGCCAAGCGUAACAAGAAGCUCAACAGCGCCGAAUUCGAGGACCUGUGGAUAGCAGCCAUUGGUGAGAUCACAGCUCGCGAGGAGGUUUCCGCCAAGGCUAUCGAGCAGGUUCCUGCGUUAGUCGAGACCGUCUUGACCAAGCUGUUGAGCCAGAAGGAAGUUGGUGCCGAGGAUGACGAGGAGGAUCCCUGGCUGUUUUUGCCCAACCUGCGCGACGAUGUGCUUCGCUCUGUUCACUCCUUGCGCGAGCGAGAGCACAUCUGGCAAAAGGUGAAGGCUGUCGUCGAGAUGAACAGCAAUGUCCGCACCAGUCAACGCGAGGGUGCAAAUGGCGAGUUUGGCCACUCGAAGAAGUGGCAAGAGUCAAGGCCUAUCUACUAG